GUUUGUGGGCAGAGCAGUACUGUAAUUUACACUUUCGUAAACAAUCUCCUAACAGUGCCAUUUUGCCAUCUUCCUGGGGCAAGGUGUGUUUGGAGAAGCAGCUGUACAGAUUGUGUAGAAGGCUGAAUUUUUCAGGGAAGCUGGAGUGGAAAAUGGAGUGGUCAGGCUUGUGGGGCAGGGAGACCUGGCUGGAUGUGCAAACCUGGGGGAUCUUUGUGAUGGUGUUUGUGGUGGUAACGGCUGUGAUGCGGGCCAGGAAGAGCCACAGCAAGCUGCCCCACGGACCGUCCCUGUGGUCCAUCAGCCAAAACCUCACUGUGCAGGCUCUUAAGUAUCCACAAUUUGGAAUAAUGAAGCUUGCCAAGAAGUAUGGGAACAUUUUCACGUGUUACAUGAUACACAUUCCCAUGGUGGCUCUGAACGGCUUUCAGAUGAUCCAGGAGGCUCUUGUCCAUCAAGGCUCGAACUUUGCCGGACGACCACAGUUUGAUAUUUUCUCCAAAGGACAAGGUAUUAUUAACGCCCCCUACGGGAAGUCCUGGAAACAACAACGGCGAUUCUUGAUGACCAUUUUGAGGAACUUUGGAUUGGGUAAAAAUGCCUUUGAGGAGAAGAUUCUAGAAGAGGUGCGCUAUUUGAUCGAGAUCUUCAGAUCAACUGAUGGACGACCAUUCAACCCAGACAUUGAGAUCACCAACGCUGUGUCCAAUGUGAUUUGCUCCAUUGUCUUUGGCGAGCGCUUCCACUACACGGACCCCAACUUCAUACAAAUGACAGAACUCUUCGACAAGAGCUUGAAGUUUCAAGCGGGAAUCUGGUUCCAGGUGGCGAUGGCACUCCCCUUUCUCUCCUCUUUCCCAGGGCCUCAUCAGAAGAUGUUCCGAGUCCAGGCAGAAAUCGAAGCAAUCAUUCAGGAUUUCAUCAAAAAGCACCGGGAAUCGCUGGAUCUGCAGAAACCACGGGAUUUCAUCGAUGCCUAUUUAUUAGAAAUGAAAAAGGAACAAGAAUCUCCCAAUUCCUGUUUGACGGAGGGAAACCUUGUGUACAAUGUCUUUGAUCUGUUCGUGGCUGGAACUGAAACCACAGCCACCACGCUACGCUGGGCAAUAUUAUACAUGAUGACAUACCCCGAUAUACAGGAGAAGUGUCAGAAGGAGAUCGAGCAGGUGGUCGGCUGGUGUCGGUUGCCCUGCAUGGACGACCGAGUGAAAAUGCCUUACGUCAGUGCCGUCAUUCACGAAAUCCAAAGGUUCGGGAACGUGGUGCCCUUCACACCAGCUCACGCUGCCAUCCAGGACACCAGCUUCAGGAGCUACACAAUGAAAAAGGACACCAUCAUGCUGGUGAACCUGACCUCAGCUCUGUUCGAUGAGGCCGCCUGGAAAGACCCCAACAACUUCAACCCGGGAAACUUCCAGAACGAAGACGGAGAGUUUGUGAAACCAGAAGCUUUCAUCCCCUUCUCACUGGGCCUGCGGGCAUGUCCAGGGGAGAGAGUGGCCAACAUGGAGCUCUUCCUCUUCUUCAUCAGCCUCCUUCAGAGCUUCACAUUCCUCUGGCCUCCGCAUGCGCCCCCUCCCGACCUGCGUGGGUUGUACCGAAUCACCUUAGCCCCUCGUCCCUAUACACUGGCUGUGAAGUGCAGGAAUCGCCAGCCAGCCAGAGAGCUGGGUCCUUCUGUCUCCCAGUGACCUGCCCCUGUGUUAGCGCUGUUCCUGCCUCUGAGUCAGAAGGUUAUGAGUUCGAUUCCACACAUCAGGACAUGCAAUCACACAGUCUAAACUGACACCCCACUGCAUUGUUAGAGACACAGUCCUUCAGGCUGACAGGACCUUGGUUAAACCUGUGGGAAUUUGAAUUGAAUGAAUGAGUUGAUUAGAGAUUUUCGCAGCGCCUGUCAUUACAAACAUUAAAACUCAUCGCCACCUGGGCAGUGAUUGGGUGUUUGGCUUGUGACAUCCUCUAUGACUUGACACGUGGAAAUCUCUGUGUGUGUUCGUUGGCAGACAUCUGUGGAAUUCUCAGCCUGGUUUGGAGACUCUGGAGACGGUGAGACAUGUGGCUGAUCACAACAAAGCACCAGGGGGCAGUGCACACGCCCAGUUACAGCACAAAUACGAGCCUGCGUGGCUGGGAGGGACGGGGGGGUGGGGGGGUAGCGACUAUAGACAGACGUUGACUGAGGAUGUACACAAUGUGCUGUAUCUCACGCACCCGCUGCCUUUCACAAUACCAAAUAAAGCUAAUUACUAAAAACUGCA
Molecule: messenger RNA, 2261 nt
Organism: Callorhinchus milii (elephant shark)
Lineage: Eukaryota; Metazoa; Chordata; Chondrichthyes; Chimaeriformes; Callorhinchidae
Product: cytochrome P450 2C31
Exons: 9
Coding region: 153-1691 (512 amino acids)
Biological process (GO): xenobiotic metabolic process
Cellular component (GO): cytoplasm; intracellular membrane-bounded organelle
Molecular function (GO): heme binding; iron ion binding; oxidoreductase activity, acting on paired donors, with incorporation or reduction of molecular oxygen, reduced flavin or flavoprotein as one donor, and incorporation of one atom of oxygen
Source: RefSeq, a predicted model, not a curated record